AUGAAUAUUCUUCUCUUUAUUUUCUUAAUUUUUAAUUUAUUUUCCUUCAACAAGGCUGAAAAAACCCCGACCCCAUUUAUUGAACACAUAAUUAGAAUAACUUUUCUUAAAGGAAUAAUGUCUGGAAUGUGUCAGGAAGAAUUAAAUUUGUUUCAAACUGAAGAUGAUAAAGGAUUCGGGAAAAUUUUGGAUGAAGAUGUUAGAAAUGAGUUUAGAAUGGCCUUUAGAAUGUUUGAGGAGGAGAAGAGGGAUAUUAAAGUGUGGAUUAAUACAAUUAGGGUGUUAUUGAAAAAAUCUGAAUAUGAAGAAAAUAAUGGUGAGUGA
Meloidogyne enterolobii is the source of this 324-nucleotide messenger RNA. The record is from the annotation of a GenBank genome assembly. Lineage: Eukaryota; Metazoa; Nematoda; Chromadorea; Rhabditida; Meloidogynidae.